This is a messenger RNA of Neofelis nebulosa (Clouded leopard), 612 nucleotides long. It is a transcript of the gene RPL28, whose product is annotated as ribosomal protein L28. Gene Ontology annotation, cellular component: ribosome; cytosolic large ribosomal subunit. Bases 71 to 568 code for a protein of 165 amino acids. The record is from RefSeq and is a predicted model, not a curated record. Gene Ontology annotation, biological process: translation. The transcript has 5 exons. Gene Ontology annotation, molecular function: structural constituent of ribosome. NCBI's taxonomy places the organism in Eukaryota, Metazoa, Chordata, Mammalia, Carnivora, Felidae.
GCCGCCUCGGAGGCGGACGGAAGGAGGCGGGGACAGGCGGGAGCGGUGCGCGCUCACGGAGGAAGCGGAAAUGCGUGUUGGUAUUAAAGGCGUCGCCCCGCCCCCUGCUUGCCUCUUUCCGUCUCCGGCUGCUGUAGGGAGCGGAGCUGCCGCCAUGUCCGCCCACCUGCAAUGGAUGGUCGUGCGGAACUGCUCCAGCUUCCUGAUUAAGAGGAACAAGCAGACGUACAGCACCGAGCCCAAUAACCUGAAGGCUCGCAACUCCUUCCGCUACAACGGGCUGAUUCACCGCAAGACUGUGGGCGUGGAGCCGGCGGCCGACGGCAAAGGGGUGGUGGUGGUGAUGAAGCGGAGAUCCGGCCAGCGAAAACCUGCCACCUCCUACGUGCGGACCACCAUCAACAAGAACGCCCGGGCCACCCUCAGCAGCAUCCGGCACAUGAUCCGCAAGAACAAGUACCGUCCAGACCUGCGCAUGGCCGCCAUUCGCAGAGCCAGCGCCAUCCUGCGCAGCCAGAAGCCGGUGAUGGUGAAGAGGAGGCGCGCCCGCCCCACCAAGAGCUCCUGAGCACCUAUUUCCCCCUCCCAAGCAAUAAAGAUGUCAGCCACCUC